UCAAGCAACAUGUCAACAGUGAGUGUUCCAGCGUACGUGCAAGAAAGGCUGCUGAUCGUAGCGGAAAAACAAGGCUUCGUUCGUGAUCAUUUUGUCAUCGAAUAUGACCGGGGGUCCAAAUCGGGAGAUGGGUACAUCGGACUCAUCGUACGGGCUCGAUUUGUAAGCCCAACGCAGCCAAAACUAUCGGUAAUUUGUAAAUUUCCACCCGAGGAUCCACAUCAACGGCAACGUUUCAACGCAAUGCUGCUGUUCGAGCGGGAGACAUUCAUUUACCAGCGCAUAUUGCCAGCUUUCGAGGAAAUUCAGCUACAACAUGGCGUUAACCAUCAAGAAGGGACAUACUUUGGUCACUAUCCCAAAUGUUACCAUGCGUACUGUGACGUGGAACGUGGUGAGGCCGUGAUUAUUUUAGAGGAUUUGCUAAACUCGAAACGUCCACCUAUGAAGCUACUGGAUCAGUAUGUCCCGAUCGAUUAUGAUCAUGUGCGUGUUCUGAUGAGCGCAUUGGGUAAAUUAAAUGCCUGUUCAUUUGCGUUGAAGCGUCACCGGCCACAAUUAUUCGAACAAAUUCGACAGUUGAAUGAUCUUCUUUCCAUCGUACUCGACACGGAACAAACGCGACCAUUAACGGAUCGUAACUGCCAUCUAGCUGCGUCGGCUUUCGACCCAAAGCAGGAAGCUGGCUAUCAUCGGGAAAUGCUAGAUCUGUGUAAAUCUAUGUGGCCUAGAACGGGAGCGCAUAUUCGAGGUAUUCGAGCAGAGCCUUACGCAGCGCUUAAUCACGGAGACUGCUGGACAAAUAAUGUAAUGUUUGGUUACGACGCUGAUGGCUGUGUGAACGAUGUUUGUCUGUUCGAUUGGCAGAUGGCUCGAUACGGAUCACCUGUUCUCGAUUAUACACUGUUCAUUUUUCUGUGUGGAGAGCUUAAUUUACGUAGAGACAAAUUCGACAGCCUGAUAGCUGAGUUCUACAGCUCUUUCUCUGCCAGUUUACUGCAGCUGGGAGGUGAUCCGGAAAAAGAUUUACCUCGAGCCGAGCUGGAAAAGCAAUUCAUACAAUUUGGACGAUUAGCCCUGUCCAUGGGAACCUAUGCAUUGCCUAACUUUGCACAGCUGCCGGCAGAAAUUUGUGAAAACCCUGCUAUGUAUCCGACGGAUAAAAGAUUACAAUACUAUUAUACAGUGAUGCGGGAACUAGUAAAAGAUAGUGAUCAAUUUGACAAAAUUGAAUAAAAAUGUAACAAAUCCAAUUCUAAAGCAAUGUGGAAAUAAAGUUUUGACUUACCGUUGCGUA
Molecule: messenger RNA, 1297 nt
Organism: Anopheles funestus (African malaria mosquito)
Lineage: Eukaryota; Metazoa; Arthropoda; Insecta; Diptera; Culicidae
Exons: 1
Coding region: 10-1236 (408 amino acids)
Source: RefSeq, a predicted model, not a curated record